GGAUCUUCUCUCGCUGGUUUAAUUAGUUUCCUUUUAUUGCUGAUCGGAGGGGGUUAAAGUCGCCUCGGCCAGGCCACGGGCUAUCAGUCUCUCUAUUGAGAGCCCCCCCCCCGCCGCCCUUAAAUACAAGUGAGUUUAGAGAAAAAGAAAGGGGGGGGAGAGGAGGCAGAGCCACUUUUUUUUUCAGCACAGGAAAGGUUCUUAGGGCAUUGAGACCCGCCACCUCGCAGCGCCCGGCUGCUCCCUGCCCGGGAGACCAGCGCGUAGCCCCUACUACACUCGACGGUUUCGAGGGGGAACGCGAAUAAGUUUUUCCCCCUCCUGGGCAUACUGCGGAUUCUUCCCCUUCCCCUUAAUUUUUUUUUCCUCCUCAGCCCGCCUUGUAUUGCAGGAAGAACCGAGGUUGGGAUCCACUCCUCUGGCCAUGCUCGCUGCUACCUGUAAUAAGAUCGGCAGCCCCAGCCCGUCUCCCUCCUCCCUGUCGGACAGCUCUUCUUCCUUCGGCAAAGGCUUCCACCCCUGGAAACGCUCUUCAUCCUCCUCCUCCAGCAGCUGCAACGUAGUGGGUUCCAGUCUCUCCAGCUUCGGUGUGUCCGGGGCUUCCCGGAACGGCGGCUCGUCCUCGGCCGCAGCGGCGGCGGCGGCGGCAGCAGCGGCGGCCGCGGCCCUGGUGUCCGACUCGUUCAGCUGCGGCGGCUCGCCGGGCUCCAGCGCCUUCUCCCUCACCUCCAGCAGCGCCGCCGCCGCGGCCGCAGCAGCGGCAGCCGCCGCCUCCAGCUCGCCCUUCGCCAACGAUUACUCUGUGUUCCAGGCCCCGGGCGUCUCCGGGGGCAGCGGCGGCGGCGGCGGGGGAGGCGGCGGCGGCUCCGGGGCGCACUCGCAGGACGGUUCCCACCAGCCGGUGUUCAUCUCCAAGGUGCACACGUCGGUGGACGGGCUGCAGGGCAUCUACCCGCGCGUGGGCAUGGCGCACCCGUACGAAUCGUGGUUCAAGCCCUCGCACCCGGGCCUGGGGGCCGCGGGCGACGUGGGCUCCGCGGGCGCCUCCAGCUGGUGGGACGUGGGCGCUGGCUGGAUCGACGUGCAGAACCCCAACGGGGCGGCCGCGCUGCCUGGCUCGCUGCACCCAGCCGCCGGGGGUCUUCAGACGUCGCUGCACUCGCCACUCGGAGGCUACAACUCGGAUUAUUCGGGCCUGAGCCACUCGGCUUUCAGCAGUGGCGCCUCAUCUCACCUGCUCAGCCCGGCGGGCCAGCACCUCAUGGACGGCUUCAAGCCGGUACUGCCCGGCUCCUACCCGGAUUCGGCCCCGUCGCCGCUGGCCGGCGCGGGCAGCUCCAUGCUGAGCGCUGGGCCCGCGGCGCCCCUGGGGGGGUCCCCACGCUCGUCCGCCCGACGCUACUCGGGCCGAGCCACCUGCGACUGCCCCAACUGCCAGGAGGCUGAGCGGCUGGGUCCGGCGGGGGCGAGCCUGCGGCGCAAGGGGCUGCACAGCUGCCACAUCCCCGGCUGCGGCAAGGUGUACGGCAAGACGUCGCACCUGAAGGCGCACCUGCGCUGGCACACGGGCGAGCGGCCGUUCGUGUGCAACUGGCUGUUCUGCGGCAAGCGCUUCACGCGCUCCGACGAGCUGCAGCGGCACCUGCGGACCCACACGGGCGAGAAGCGCUUCGCCUGCCCGGUGUGCAACAAACGCUUCAUGCGCAGUGACCACCUGAGCAAGCACGUGAAGACGCACAGCGGCGGCGGCGGCUCGGCGGGCUCCAGCGGCGGCAAGAAGGGCAGCGACACCGACAGCGAGCACAGCGCGGCGGGCAGCCCGCCUUGCCACUCCCCCGAGCUGCUGCAGACCCCGGAACCGGGCCACCGCAACGGCCUGGAGUGACUGUGGCGCAGCCUCCCACCUGGGUCCCGUCGGGCUUGUGUGCCUGGCCCAGGGUCGGCUCGCCCGCUGUCUCGCGCUCUCUUCCCCACUCCCCUGUUUCCCCUCUCUCCGGCUCCCCUCUCCUAACUUUAUGAAAGGGAUGCGGACCGUAAGUAAGCACGCCUCGGUGGCUGGAGUCCCAGCUCCCUUCUGCGCGGUGACAGCCAGGCCGUGCUUAGUAGGAACCUGCUCCUCCAACUCCGCGUUCUCGGAACUUUAAGAGGGCAGCAGCCUCUGCAGUUAGGACAGGGUUAAUGGGGUGUCUAAUGGACCCCCGGCCUCUGCGGCGGCGGCGGAGCGCGCAGUGCUCAACGGGCUUGAGCAGGAGCUGUGGGGAGGGAGAAGCGGGGGGUCAGGCAAGGCACCCCCGCCUGGACUCCCGAGCGCGCCGCCUGGGCGGGCGGCUGUUCCACUUGGAGCACUACCCUGCUCGCAGGCCUGCUGCACCCUGGCCGGGUGAGCAGAAUUUAGCUCUCCCCACUCACCUCUGCCUAGCUCUUUGUGCCCUGCGGGUGAACCGAUGUGAGGUCUGCGAAGGGGAGUCAGUGCCGCUACCCUCUUUCAUCUUUGUGACUUUUUUUUUUUUAACUGAAAAACUGAGAGGAAAAAAAUAAACAAGCAACCUUCCUCUUAGCUUCCCGUUUAGGUAAUUUUCCUCUGCCUGUGAGCACGUCUUUCUUCCCAAACUGCUAAUAUUAAUCCCAAAGUUAUUUUGAUCGCAGUAACUUAUGGGGUGGGGGUGGGAAUGAGGGUAGGUGUCUUUUUCUUAUGCAAAAAUACCCCCCUUUCCGGUGAGACCAGAUCAACCCUCUUCGUGUUUGUCCUUUUCUACCUCGUUUUUCACCAUUCCCGAGCAUAGUCUCCCAAUCUUUUUUUUCUCUCCCCCUUUAGGUUAGUCCAACAGUCAACUUAUCUACUCAUUUCUGUAAAUUAUUGCAAGUCAUUGAAUAUUUUAGGAUUAAACUCUUUUUCUUUGUGAUUUUUAACUCAAGUGAAGAAGCUUAUCGUUUAUUUCAAAUGAGGCUGUGGCUUAAAUGCCAAAAGAGGGAAAUAGGAAAUAAAAUUAAACUUUGUAAAAUAUAUCUGAACCUAAUGGUUUGUACAACUGGAAAAUCGUUCUAGAUUAGUUUUCCUUUAAACAUGACUCCGCCGGUGUGAGGUGUGAGGUGUGAGGUACAUUGUCCAGGAGACGAUUUUGUAUAGUAUUUUUCUUGUACAUUACUUCCGGUAAAUAUUUGAAAAUAUAUUGAAGUAAACUUGAUUUUUUUUCUUUUUGUCAGAAGAAAAUAUUAAGAGUUAUUGCUGAGGUUCUGAUGAGCUGCAGGUUUUUUUGAACUCGAUUCUGGAGGUGCAGAGCCACACACGCACUUUCCGGGCCUAGUUUUGCUCGAAUAUGAAUUUAGAUAGGUAUCAAGCUGUAACUAAGACACUAUUUGAUAAAUGUUGGAUGACAUUUAAUUUAAUGGCGCAUGUACUUAUUUGCAUUUGCUGGCAGUUCAGGCGUAGUUAAAGUGAGAGUUCUUCUAUACUUCAUAAUAACGGGGUCUGCCAAACCCAUGUAUUAAAUAAAUUGUCCAAGUGAUACUCGACUAACUUUGGCCUUUGUGUAUUUCCUGAAGGUGAUAUUGUUAACUGUUGACAAACACUCCUGACACUACAUUUAAGUGUUGUUUGCAGAGUCUGCAAACUAACUAUUCAUUGUAAUGUUGAAAUAAUUUGGAUAUUUCACAUUGAAAUGAAAAGCCUUUCUCUGGAACAUUUUAGACUUGCAUUUUAAAUGCAUGAAAUGUAAUUGAUUUAUUUGUAAUAUUUUAAAUGGUAUUAAUAAACUCAGAUAAAAGACUAGGUCAGUUAAUUUGUAUUUUUUCCCCUUUUAAAACUAUGGGCAUUUGCAUUUUAUCUUCAGUUUUAAUGUCUAAUUUAAACAAAAUAUGACCCUGUUUUGUGGUAAUAUUUAAAUAUUUGCCUUUAAGAUAUUAUGUAGAUGGAAGGUCUAUUUGGCAAAGCUGUGUUUUCUUUAUUUACCAAGAUAAAGAUUAUAGUGUCUAAGAUGUAAUUAAUUAUUUACCAUUAGAUUUAGCUCAUAGCAUCAGGAUUUAUUGACCUCUUAGAGCAUGCAGUAAUUCACCAAACAAUUCAAAGUAAUUUCAUGUUGCUGCUUCCUUCUCAGUCUUGCUGGCCUUUGAUUGCAUUUAGUAUUUAAAAGGCCAAGACUUAACAUGAAAGAUCAAUACAUCUGAAAUAAAAGCAUCGUUUGGGGAUAACUUCUGUUGUUUGGAGGCAGAGGAGGUCAACCUAACAAAAGCUUGUUUUUUUUUUUCUUUUUUCUUUUCCUUUUUUUUGGUCAUUCUGUGUCUUAGCUAAAGAUUCUGCAGAGGUAAAUAUCAGUAGAUUCCUGUUGAAAUGAGUUAUCUGUUCUUUAAAAGUCUCUAAACAGCCACCAAAGAAAAGGAAGGUUAAACCUUAAUCUAUCUACGAGGCUAUUGUUCAAAGGUGUCAAUGAUGCCAAUAAAAAAACAUUGUCUUGUUAUGUUUAAGUGCAUUUAAGCAAUGGGUGUUCCUUGAGCCAUACUUUGAAACAUAAUAUACUUUAAAUGUUGAUUGAUGUUAUAUCAAACUAUUUCACUAUUAGAUUAAUAUUAUUUUGAAUCAAACUGAAUAAAAAGUUAGUGUGUUCAGAUUCUAA
Mesocricetus auratus (golden hamster) is the source of this 4610-nucleotide messenger RNA. RefSeq names its product Sp8 transcription factor (gene Sp8). The coding region runs from base 425 to 1885 and encodes 486 amino acids. Lineage: Eukaryota; Metazoa; Chordata; Mammalia; Rodentia; Cricetidae. Gene Ontology annotation, biological process: regulation of transcription by RNA polymerase II. Gene Ontology annotation, molecular function: DNA-binding transcription factor activity, RNA polymerase II-specific; RNA polymerase II cis-regulatory region sequence-specific DNA binding. The transcript has 2 exons. The record is from RefSeq and is a predicted model, not a curated record.